Molecule: messenger RNA, 931 nt
Organism: Gigantopelta aegis
Lineage: Eukaryota; Metazoa; Mollusca; Gastropoda; Neomphalida; Peltospiridae
Product: prostasin-like
Exons: 7
Coding region: 32-883 (283 amino acids)
Biological process (GO): proteolysis
Molecular function (GO): serine-type endopeptidase activity
Source: RefSeq, a predicted model, not a curated record
UUUUUCCCACACGUUGUCGCAGUUCAAAACAAUGGACUAUGCCAUUAACAUCUUCGUGUUAGCGGUGGUCGCUGGAGUAACGAGCACAGGUACUUCAACAUGUGGUGUUCCCAAGAUCCAGCCCACACAAACUCGCAUUGUUGGCGGACACGAGGCCAGGUCAGGAUCCUUGCCGUGGAUGGCCAUGUUGGCAGAGUUAAACUAUCCUGUCUGUGGGGGCGCUGUUAUCAGUGAUCACGUGAUUCUCACCGCUGCACAUUGCUUUGAAACUCCAGAAAGUCGGGACCCAAGGCGGUGGACGGUAGUGUUGGGGAAGCACCACGUCGAUCGCUAUGACGUCACACAGAGAAGCUAUCACGUGCGUCGCAUCGUGAUGCACGAGAACUACAACAACCACACCGUGAGGAACGACGUGGCCUUGGUUGUGCUGUGGGAAAGAAUCCGCUACUCUGACUACAUCUCGCCAAUCUGUUUGCCAAAACUGAACAGGAACAUGGUGGUCGGGAAAUCAUGCCUUAUCGCAGGAUGGGGAGACACAUUAGGAACCUCUAAAGGAACUGUUUUAAAUCAAGUGAAUGUCCCUAUCAUCGGCGACCACGUUUGUUCUCAGCCAACAUGGUAUGGUAACCAGUUUUUACCAAUGACGACAUUUUGUGCUGGUUACAAAAAUGGAGGGAAGGACGCAUGCGCAGGUGACAGUGGCAGUCCAUUAGCGUGCAGUGUUGACGGAAAAUGGUAUGUCCAUGGUAUAGCCAGCUGGGGUUACGGUUGUGCAGAGCCGCGCUGGCCCGGAAUUUACACGGAUGUUACAGUCUAUACCCACUGGAUUCGUCAAAGCAUAGCCAACCUCGGCUAUCCGUCGUGUUCCGGUUAUUGCAUUUAAACCCGCGAACAGCGUUGUACAUAAAUUAAUAAAACAUUUCCCACACAA